Molecule: messenger RNA, 883 nt
Organism: Rhinopithecus roxellana (golden snub-nosed monkey)
Lineage: Eukaryota; Metazoa; Chordata; Mammalia; Primates; Cercopithecidae
Product: Sjoegren syndrome nuclear autoantigen 1 homolog
Exons: 1
Coding region: 29-391 (120 amino acids)
Cellular component (GO): centrosome; ciliary basal body
Source: RefSeq, a predicted model, not a curated record
AAAAAAAAAAAAUAGGAGGCCCUGGGAGAUGUUGACCCAGCAGGGCGUGGCGCUGCAGAAAUACAACAACAAGCUGGUCAGAUGCGUAGAGGAGCUAUGCCAGAAGCAGGAGGAACUGUGCCGGCAGAUCCAGCAGGAGGAGGACGAGAAGCAGCGGCUGCAGAAUGAGGUGAGGCAGCUGGCAGAAAAGCUGGCCUGCAUCAGUGAGAACCUGACAUGCAAGACUGCCUCUCUCAGUAAGUUCUACCAGACCAUCGCGGAGACGGAGGCCACCUACCUCAAGAUGCUGGAGAGCUCCCAGACUUUGCUCAGUGUCCUGAAGAGGGAAGCUGGGAACCUGACCAAGGCUACAGCCUCAGACCACAAAAGUAGCGGUGACAGGGACAGCUGACCAGACCAGCUGACCUGCCUCCGUGUGCCUCUCAACUCAGCCCCAGCAAGUCUGUCCACAGAGUGUCUUCUUCAUGGCAGCAGCCCUCUUCUUUCACUGUCUCAGGUGCCAAGAGGGGCAGCUGCCCACCUCCACUGGCAACAGUGACAAGCCUGGGGCACAGCCUGUGGGUCCUGGCUUCUGCUCACACAGGCUGUGGGGAUGGUGGGCUCUAGGUCAGCUCUGCAAGGGGCCUGUCUCUGCAGCACCCACACUCCUGGGCUGCCAGGGAGGCCCUGGUUAGUCUGAACACCCUGGGCGUCCUCUCACCUUGUGCCUCCUCAGCCAGCAGAGGCCCAGGGCAGGGUCAAGGGUUCUGCUUCAUUCCAGAACCCAAUCCCAGAAGCCACAGGCUUGCCCCUGUGGCCUGUGAUGUCAAUAAACAUUAUCUUAGGCUGGGUGCAGUGGCUCACGCCUGUUAUCCCAGCACUUUGGGAGGCCGAGACGGGCGGA